AUGGCUUCAGAGCUGCCGGCACUCUCUCUGCCUUCUACGCUGUCCCCCGAUGAUCUCGACUCUCUGUCCGAGCUGUCCAUUGUCCUGGCAAAGGUCCGCGCUGGACUCCAGUCCUCCACUGGCCUCACGACGGGAGCUACUCCUGGCGGGCCAAGCAGCAGCGGCCAGCAGCUCUCUUUCAAGGACGUACCUGGUGCGACCGACAAGCUCAAGCACAAAUUGCAGCACGCCAGGGCCCAGGUUCGCGCGUUGCCAGACAUGGAUCGCUCCAUCGAAGAGCAAAGGGCCGAAAUCAAAGAGCUCGAAACGCGAAUUGAGAUGCAGCGUGCUUUGUUAGAAAAACUUCGCGAGAGCGGCGUACAGUUUAGCAAAGACGCAUACGCUACUGGAGACAAAAUGGAGCUGUGA
Trichoderma aggressivum f. europaeum is the source of this 408-nucleotide messenger RNA. RefSeq lists its product as uncharacterized. Bases 1 to 408 code for a protein of 135 amino acids. Gene Ontology annotation, molecular function: transcription coregulator activity. The record is from RefSeq and is a predicted model, not a curated record. Gene Ontology annotation, cellular component: mediator complex. Gene Ontology annotation, biological process: regulation of transcription by RNA polymerase II. The transcript has a single exon. NCBI's taxonomy places the organism in Eukaryota, Fungi, Ascomycota, Sordariomycetes, Hypocreales, Hypocreaceae.